Fopius arisanus is the source of this 667-nucleotide messenger RNA. RefSeq lists its product as uncharacterized. NCBI's taxonomy places the organism in Eukaryota, Metazoa, Arthropoda, Insecta, Hymenoptera, Braconidae. Bases 71 to 508 code for a protein of 145 amino acids. The transcript is spliced from 4 exons. The record is from RefSeq and is a predicted model, not a curated record.
UACAAUUGUAAUAAAUAGAAACGUACCAAUCCUAUUCUUAACUAAACAAUUUAUUCAUUUUGAGUUGAUAAUGUCUGAAGAGAAGUUUGCAUCAAUUAAGGCUAAACGCCUGAAGGACGUUUUCCGUGAUGAAACUGAUAUCAUUCAGACAGAAUGGAUGAUCGAUUAUACUGUCACAAACAUCCUAAAAAAAAUUAAAUUGAACGAUAAUACUGUUGAAAUUAUUGACUGGGCAGAAUCCUUGGGACCUCUGGAACAGACUGGUCUUCAUGAAUUUGUUUUCCAGUGUAUCUUAAAGAAUGAUGAGAAUCAAAAAAUCAAAUUCAUUGCAUUUAAUGACGACGCUCGACGACUCUACCCUUUCUUUCGUCAAGAUUAUGUAGCGGAUAGACGAACGGCCGACGGAGAAUUGGGGCAGGUUAAGGGCUGGAAACAUAGAGGUAUGGGACUGGCCCUCGCCGGCCCUGCCGCAUUGACGGUUAGCGUGAGCUAUAAGGAAAGGGCCUAAAAACCUGGAAGGAACCGAAGGCCGCGCCACAGACCAACUCCCCAAGCCAAGGUGGAAGUGAUUCGUGCCGAAAGCUGAAUGGCACUGGGGUUACAGUGUUGUUAACGAGACCGUUGGGGCAUCAGGCCGCAGUCCACCGUAUUUAGGCCUUGCCCAGCA